Molecule: messenger RNA, 2522 nt
Organism: Durusdinium trenchii
Lineage: Eukaryota; Dinophyceae; Suessiales; Symbiodiniaceae
Source: the annotation of a GenBank genome assembly
AUGAGAGAGCCGCUCAACAGCUACCUUGUGCUUGCUUCGAGAUCAAUUUAUGACUACUUCCGCAAGGGUGGUGAGACACUUCCACGAGACUUUGAAGAGAAGAACAGAUUGACCAGGCAGCUCUCAUGGACAUUACCGGAGGCAAGCCCCACCACAGUUGAACGUGUGAAACCUUCUAAGGCAAGGCGGCUUUCUUCAUGCAAGUCUGAGGAUGCCACGGUGAAGACUGAGUUCCGCUUUCUUCCGCUCUUCUGGUUUUUGGGCAUGGACGACAAGCCGGCGCAGCGAGUUUACUUCAACUUGGAACUUGCACGAGUAAGGUGUGUGGCGCUGAAGGAGAAGGAGAUCGCCUUCAUAGAGGCUCAGCAAAUCAAGUUCACGGCUCCCCAUCCGCUGAACUUGGUGGCCUCCUACCUCCUCAUCGACCUUCGCCAAAGUGGAUACGUGGAAAUCUACGGCCCCAACACCCAGAACGUCUACGGACAUUUGCAGGAUUGGUUGGAAAAGCAUUGGCAUGCCAAGUCCAUCCCGGCGGAUCCCCACUUCUGUGAUCGAAAGUUCAAGUGCACCGCCUUCCGAAAACGAGGCUCAGAAGGCGAAAACAACAUGGGCCUUUGUGCCACGAAGCUGGUGGACUUUCUGAACAAGGUCUGCCACUGGAAGAUGAUCGCCUGCAAUGCCAGCAACUUCGGCCGCUUCGGCGACCAGCGGGAGCAGCAGAUUGCUAUCCGCUACGAUGAUUUCAAGCACAAGGAUUGUGUCCAUGUGCUGGUGGAAUUGCGUGACGUGGGCUACAUCGAGGUUUCGGGCCUCGAGGACGCGUCGUCGACGGUGGCGAAGGCAGUGCAUGAGUUCAUCACCCACCAGUGGCACUGCUCAGAGUACCGGAACAAUAUCUUCGAAGCUUUCAGUGCCAAGUACUGUGACCGAAAAUACAGGACUCCUCCCAACUUCUACCUGCGGGAGGGCUUGCGGAACACCUUGGGCCGCCGCACCAUUGAGCUAGCAACCUUCAUGUCCGCACAAGGGUGGGAGCUGGCUGCAUGCAACGGAGGAAGCCUCUAUUUGCCGAAGCAAAAGCAGAGGUCCGGUGACGGCCUGGUCCGCGAGAACCAGAUCAAGUUCGUGGGUGAUGGCACCGUCGGUUCCACACCGCUGACAGCGCGCCCGCUGCUGCUGGUCGAGUUUCGGACGCUGCCGGGAUGCGAUGCGAUGGGGCGAGCCUUUCUGGAGUCAUUCAUUGAAAUCACUGGCUUUGAUACCAACGGAAUUUAUGCAACACUUUCCGAAUUUGUACAGCUACUCAGCGGCUUUGCCUGUGAAGCUUUCCAAAUGAAGGAGGCCACCUUGAAGUGCAAGGAAGGCCGAUUUCUUGGGGAGAGCAACUUCGGGAAAUAUGCAAUGCGACUUUGCGACUUCAUGGUGGACUACCUGGGAGAAUGGGAACUCUUGGUUUGCAACAACAAUUGCCUAAGUGUCUCGCUGCAAGGGCAGCCAUCACUGGCACGAGAGGCACAAAUGGUCUUUCGCUUUCGAGACCGCAGUCGGGAUGUCUUUGUCUCCAGUGGACAGGCGUCCCUGCUCCGGCGUCCGCCCAUGAUGGCACCCGGGUACUGGACGGAGCCCGGGAAGGCUGGGAUGGUGGCACAGGAGGUGGUCCCUGCGAGUAGUGAAGAACUGGUGAUGCUUCAAGAGGUCUUGGAUGGAACCUACAAGGCGAAGCGCACGCGGGACCGUCUGGGACAACCGGUGCCGUCGCGCUUGGUCGUGGUGGCCGCCCUGCGCUCGGAGACGCCCGAGCUGUGGGACCGCUAUGCUCGCCGAAGACAGCGCCUGGAACAAGAACUGAAGGGCGAGAAGGACCUGGUCACACCGGUGACCUUGGCUGCCAGCUUGGGCCUUACGUUGCGCUGCAUCCACGAGGACCGCGGCAAUGCCAGCAAUGAAGCGUACCUCCUUCACGGAAGCAAUCCGACUUCUGCGAUGUCCAUCUUGGGGACGUCCUUCAAAAUGGACUUAGCGGGCAAGAACGCUGGGAGCAUGUUUGGACCUGGCAUCUAUAUGGCAGAAUCGUCCGUGAAAGCCGAUGAGUACGCCCGGGAUGACACCAGCGGCUCCUACGCAGGUCUCUUUGCCGUCCUCUUCUGCCGUGCCUUGGUGGGCCGAUCCCUGCAGGUCACCGAUCCCGCGGACUAUGGGCCUCUGGUCACCAACGGAGACUUCCACUCGGUGGUCGGGGACCGCGAGCGCGCCGUGGGCACGUUUCGUGAGUUCGUCUUCUUUCAUGAAGAGUCCAUCUAUCCCGAGUUCGCGGUCUUCUACCGCAGAGAAUUGUAGAGGUGCUGGGACCCGUCUGUUUGGGGUGCUUUGGGGUGCUGAAGGUUCAGCCGAUGGAGGGAGACUCGGCUGGGAGAAGCCUGGAGAUGCCAUGACCGAUUCGUGCAGGUUUUGGGAGACUCCGAGAACUGAGCAAAGCUUGGGUUCCGUGAUCGGCGUGAUCGGGCUUUCUGACCAUUUCUCCA